CAUGAUAGCAGGGAAGGUCUAUAAUUAAAGAAUACGUUCAUCUGACCAUAUAGUAAGAGGUUGUGGUAACGAUGCAUGACUUGUCUUUACAUCAAAUGUGUCAAAGCGUAUGCCAAGCCGCUGCCUGUCCCUAUUAUAAGGAUCAUCCCGCAUAAACGCGCGGGAAAGACGACGACACAAACCCCUUGUCGUCUGCCAAGAGAGGGUCUGUCAACAGCGGCGGCGGCUAGAGCCUGCCAUUUCUUGCCAGAGACGUACACUUGUGAGGACCUGUGCGGGCCACCUACAAAUCGCUCUGUUCCAGUUCUUUUGACUCAUGUGUUUUGGUCAUUGACUCAUUCUUGCAAAUCAGGUCUUACGUAGUGCAAUGAGUUUUGAAUUCAGAGCUACUGUUAGAUACAUAUUUCCGGCUUCGAAGUUUUAGACGCGCGCUAUUUUCGCAGAAGUUAAUAUUUUAGUUUCACACAGGGAAUACAGUUUACCGGACAGCUAGCGCCGGGCGGAGAUAUAUAAGACGUGGAUUCGCGAAGGAUUAUCAUUCCAACGCUAUUAGCAGAGAGAAAGGAUACUCUCAUAUACAAAUAUCCAAACUUACUCGAGUAAAGGAUCAGUGUGUAAUAUCAAAGCGGUUCUUUCUUCAUUAAGGACACACAUUUAUGAUUAUUUCGUCGCUUGUUGGGUGCAGUUGCUUUUGGAAUUAAAAGGAAUAUCAUUGUUCGUGAUCGACUGACUUUGGAAUAACUCUCUUUAUCAUUCCAAAGUCAAAGCAAACAGCGGCACUGCCAAUAUUGGUUUAUUACUUGUGUACUGUCUAAUGAGAAAAUGAACACGAUGGAAUUCAUAUUGAUCAGAUGUGGGAGGAUUGCAGGGGGACGGAAUGCAACAAAUAACAUGUCAAGGACGAAACGGUUACAAAGUAAAGUGGCAAAACAGACGAUAACGCCGCUCUUAAUGAUAAUUAUGUAUUUCAUUUCAUCAUGUCAUGCUACAGAUCCCGGUCAAUUGAGAUUAAUGGGGAUGCACAACGGGGAAGGCAUCGUCGAGAUCACAAAUCAAGACCAAUGGGGUCUCAUCUGUGCCAGCCGGUGGACGAUGUUCGACGGCGAUGUCGCCUGCAGGCAGCUCGGCUACGAAGGCGUGACGCGAGUCAUGCGGGUGACGCCGGGUCGCGAAGACCGUAUCAACGCCCAGGUCGUGUUGAACGGCACAAACUGUGAGGGUAUGGAAUCCCGACUUGUAGACUGUGAACAUUCGGGUUUCGGGAAUUUUACGGAGUCGUGUCAGCCGAUGACGUUGCCUUGGGUGUCGUGUAUAGGAGCUGAUAUUCCGGAGGUCACAGAUGAAGUGGGUGGAGGAGAUCUUGAUACAAGUAAUCAUGUACCUGUACUGUCUGGAAGGAUAUUACCGCCUGUCGCAACUGUACCAGUAGAAACAUUCCCUGCGAUAUCAGUUCGGCAUGUUGGUCAUGACAGUGUAUCACUGAGCUGGUUGGACUGGUAUGAUAGACUGAGAGCGAGCGAUCCAAGAGCUUACCGAGUUCGUAUCAUCAUCAAGUACCGUCGGGUGGAGGUACCAGGAGUACAGAGUACAGAGAACUACACGAUAGCAGCCGAGGUGCCUACCUACUGGACUGACCAUACGAUUAGGGGUCUUCAACCCCAGACGGCUUACGAGUUCAUUGUCGAGUCCGUAAGAUUGUCCAUGUUUGGUGGCGAGGUCAUUGAGCCUCCGAGUGCACCCGUCUAUGUAAGGACUGUUUGCGGGGGUCCACCACCGAUUAGGCAUCUCCACGUCGAAGCUCCAUCAAACAACGCUACGGUCCUUCACAUCCACUGGACGAUGCCCGCCGACAACGGAUGCUCCUCCGACGAGUACGUGAUCGAAUACCGACAGGAGAACCUCGAUCAGUGCGAGGAGACAUCGCUUCUCCCAGGCCAGACGAACAGGCUGACGCUCGCCGGGGUGACGACGAUGACGCAUCUCGUCGUGGCGGCAUUACAACCCUACUCCAGUUAUACCGUCUUCGUAUCGGCCAGAAAUCAAUUUGGUAGGAGUAGGAAAGUGAACUCCACCAAGAGGACGUCGGAAACAGUUCCUUCAGAUAUACCCGUUAACAUCAACCACAACUUCCAGAGCCAAAACUCCCUCAAGCUAACGUGGGAUCCACCCUCUUGCGGUUGGCGUGGUGGCCACAUCGUCACCUACGCCUACAUGCUCAUCGACAUCAACACCGACAGCGUCAUCCACAGGGGAAGCACUCGGAGGGAGUUCGUCGUCCUUACCGGUGUCGAUUCUCUUCAGAGGUACAAGUUCCUGGUGGCGGCCUCCACGCAGCGAGGUGUCGGUCCCUUCGCUGUAUCCGACAUUCCCGUGGAACCCAACAUCCUGCAUAUAUGUGGAAUGGCACAGGAGCGGACAGCUCGUAUCAGUACAGGGAUGCGAGCCCCUAGGGGCGCGGCGCCCUGGAUGGCACAACUCUGGAAUGUACAAUCAGGGCGUAUGUUCUGUGCUGGUAGCAUCAUCAACGAAUAUUGGAUCAUCACUGCAGCCCAUUGCGUAGAGGCCCAAUCGCACUCGGCUUCGACUCUCAAAAUCCAGCUCGGCGACUACGACCGGCUGAUGCCCGAGACACAUCAACGCGCUUACGAUGUCGCCGAGAUCGUCGUUCACGAGGGCUCUCAGGUUCAGCUAGAUCAUGACAUAGCUCUUAUCAAACUCAGUGAACGCAUCGAGUUCAAUAACUACGUCAGACCCAUCUGUUUUCCCACAACUAAGCUUGCCAAGUCUUUUCUCAAGAGUGGCAGUUACGGUUCGGUGGCAGGAUGGGGACGCAAAGGGGACAACAUGGAUUACCCUCGUUAUCUCAACCAGGUUUUCGUUCCUGUCGUCGAGAGAAAAACGUGCCGGCGGGCGACGGACUACGAUUUCACUUCCAACAUGUUCUGCGCAGGGUUUCGAGAAGCGAACCGAGGCGAUGCUUGUGAAGGGGACAGUGGAGCACCCUUUAGCAUGCAACACGCCAAUGGCCGGUGGUAUAUACUUGGUACGGUCAGUUGGGGUGAUGCUUGCGAUGACCAGGAUAAAUACGGCUAUUACACACGACUGCAUAGGUAUACCUCGUGGAUAAAACGUCACACUAGAGUCACCACAGAGUGAUCUGAUGGCCUGAUGAGAAGAGAGGCAGAAAAACGAACAAAGGAAACUACUAUCUCUCUUCUCUCCUUAUAAAUUUAUAAAUAUAUACUUUCGACCAAAUUUGACCAGACAAACGAAAUAUUAUCAUGACAUCUAAGAGUUUUUUAUCGUGAAUAUUAAUUGCCUUAUUUUGCCAUUAGCUCUCUCAUUUUACAACCGUGAAUCGCCACAGAUAUCAAUAUUACUGGACUAUUCUACUCGCACAACGGACGAAGCAGAGAGAGUGCACAUAUCUUUUUAUAAUGACGCCUUCAAUGAUGGAUUGCUACAUAUUUGUCAUUAGUUGAAAUGAGAUCAUUGCAAAACAAUCGUGACAACCGUGGUGAUGAAGGCGAUUUACAAAUGAAGUACAUCGGGCAGUGAAAGGACCAUUAUACCUCGGCGGAUUGAACAACUUUUGGGAAUAAAUUCAUAUAAAAAUCGAAGGUGCAGACAAUUUUUAACAAUUUUGAUGAGAGGUUUUGAAUCUACUUCUAGGUACGGAGAGGACGAAUUUCGUCUUGAUUUCCUAGCGACCAAUGUCACAGGUAAUAUUAUACGCUGGUAAAACCUCUUUUCUAAAUGAACUCCAAUUGUCAAACGCAAAUGUUUUACAGAAGAUACUCUUCACCAAUGGACAUUGUUUCCUAUAUUUUAGCAUGAAAAAUUCGUAAAUAUGACAUCAGAGUUUUCCCUGGACAUUGAUUAAAUGGAAACAAAUGUAAAAUAUCGUAAUUCUAAAUCUGCGAACAUUGGCGUAAAGUUUCAUGGUUGAAUUAUGAAAGUGACGUUAAACUUGUGAGAGUUACCAUAACAUUGCUAAUCUACUUGGAUGUUAACGAUGAAAGCAAGUAACAUAUAUAACGACAACAAUUAUCGUGGUAUUCCAAUGAGAAAUAGGCUCAAGAAACUCUGUGUCCUGAGGUGCUCUUAUCUUCCCGUUGGGUUAUUUUAUAAACACCAGCUAUUUCAUGUGUAAAUAAAAUGUUAUUUAUUUUGACAGCCUUUCAAGAUUUUAACCAUUCUAUGUGAAUAAUUAUAUUCUAUCACGUGACAUUGACAUAAAGUCAAAUAUGUAUAUAAUGUUUUUUUGAAUGAUUUGUUUGGUAUAUAAUAGAAAGCCCCUUGUGCCUUGCGUAGUGCAUUUGUAAAACAGAGAUCGGGCUUUUUUGCUUCUUUAAAACAAAUGAUAUCACAUGUUAUGUCUGAAUAUCCCUUUCCACCUUCUAACAGGGGAAAAUAUUGAAAUAUAUAUUUCUAAUAAACGGUUUCCACAAUGCACAAUACAAUGAAAUGAAACAGCUUAUUUGCUUUUAGAUUUUCAAAUUUCGCUCUGCGCUCAGGGGGGGGGGGGUGACUAUUAAUACACCCUUGGUCGUUUAUUUUCUGUUUAUAUGAUGUUGGUGCUCGAUUUAUAAACUAACAACAAAAACAAUCAGGGUUGAAGUACAUGUAUCUCUAAAAUCAGCUUGAAAUCAUCAUUAUUUUCUGAAGUUUAUAAUAGCAUAUUGAGGUGUAUCUCAUUGGGGGUAUAGGGAACAUAGGUUACAUAAUUAUGUGGGGGAAGUAGUUUUGUUUAUAAUCAUGAUAACGAGUAUGCAACUGAAUAUGGUCCAAAAAUAAGUGGAGACAUUAAUUAAUCAGAAGGUUAAAAUAAGGUAUCUUUUUUUUCCUCCAGAAUCAACUAGAGUUCAUGCCAAUUGAAGGAACUUUCAUAAUACUUCGAUUCAUUAUAGGAAAUGUACAUUUUUCAGCUACAGUACUAAAUGAACGUUAAAUUGUAUUAUAUUUUAAUGAAUUAAUAGACUUCAAGAUCACAAAGUGACCCUCUGUAUUAACAUGUUAUAUACUAUGAAUGAAAUAUUUGGUUUGACCAGAGAGGGUAAGCCUGCUUUGACUAAGACGUAUAUCGAAGUAAUGUUGUUACUUAAAUUUAAUCAUCUAGUUGAGAACACGAACAGAGUUUCAAAGCUUAACGAUGGCAGUAAAUACAUGUAUUUCUAUUUUUGCUUUUUGAAGGUACAUUCAAAUAUGGAGACCUUCAUUUUCUUGAGCUAUUUAAUUCUGACAUGAAACCAUUUACAUGUUUUCGUAUUACUAUACUCUGAAUAUUCAGCUAGAAAAUACAGAUGAAAUUGGUGCUACUCUUUUACAGUUCUUUCUGCUUAUAUUCAUUUUCUGUACCUGAGAACACGAAUAGACAAACUCACAAAAUAUUGUGUUUCAUACUGGGUUAUUACGAGGAAGAGAUGGUGCAAAUAUUUUUGGGGGGAGAUGUCCUUGUGCUUGCAGAAUCACAAAACACAUUGUUGUCUGGGAAAUAGACGGAUGCCCGCAUUUUGCGAUAAUAUGUCCAAAGAAAGACACAAGACUUGACAUUGAAAUUCGCCGGUACUAAAAUUAGAAUUACGGUCGCUGCAUGACAUCGAUAUUUGACGGGAAACCAGAAGGACGUCGACAGUUAAAAAUCAUUGAAAUGACAUUCAUGUUACUUUAGACGCAUUUUUCGAACUUUUAUUUUCCUAGAGCACUUCCAGCCAUGGGGGAGGGGGCACCUAUAUUACUAUGCAAGUAAAAUGCUAAAUGAUAAGACCAUCUUGUGGAAUGGGGAUGUGGAAGGAGAGCAACCGUGUUUUUACGUUUCCCUGCCCCGUUUAGCUUCUUCCCCGACCUUUUUUUGUUCUUUAUCGCCAUUCGAUGGGGGUAUCCCCUGUGCCCCUUUAUCUUCUCCACCCCUUUACUCUAGCUUGGGCAACUCCGUGAUCUCUUAACUGAUAAAGGGUCAGUCGAGAAGACUGCUGGAUGGGUAGAUCUUGUCUGGAGGUUAUGUGUGAGAGGCAAGGAAACACAAUGGGCAAAGAGUCUCGGUUCUCUCUCGUCACUCAGAAAUACCUUCAUCCUGUGCGGGAGGCUCUCCGACAAACUCAAUUAGAAGGUGACGAAGAUUGCAGAGCGAAACCUAGGAAAAGAGGACACGAGUUUGCCUUCCGCUUGUGCUGCUUUGCUUUUACAGGGAGGGGGGGGGGGUUGGAGGUCGGAGGAUCUUUAUGGGGAAGAUAGUUUACCAUCGAAACAAUUAAAAGGGAUUAACUUAUUGUUCUCCUCUAGGAUUUUGUUAUUCUGGUUUUUUAAAUAUCUUCAGUAUUACUUUUGUCCAAAUCAAUUCCCGCUCUCUUUCUUUGAUUUAAGUUCAAUACCUGCCUCAUUCUUAAUUAUGUGCAGACGGUUCAACUGUCGCUUUUCCUUAUUUGAUAGGGGAAAUUAGCUUGGACCGAAACAAUUUUGUGAAAUAUUUGAAAUGCUUCAACCAGUUUAAAUUGAUGAUGUAUGUGACAGUAUGUCUGUUUUGAAGCCUCAUGAAAAUUUCGUUCUAAAAGUAAUUUACAAUCGAGGAAAUUUCGUGCCAGAUAUUAAAUGCAAGUGUCACUGAAACCCACAAGGGUAUGAAAUCAUUCAACUAUAACUUUGUCAAAUGCGUUAUAGCGCCAGCUAUAAUGUUGGUUAGCGUUUUUAAGUCUUGUGUAAAAUAUUUGUUAUCAAAUGCCAUACAGGUCUUUUUAUUGCUGAAGAUAAGUGUAAGGGUGUCUUUUUAUUUAUAUUUGAGCUUUAGGGAAAAUAUACCAAUAAUUUAUUAAAUAAAUUUCAACAAAAAAAU
Messenger RNA from Strongylocentrotus purpuratus (purple sea urchin), 6829 nucleotides. RefSeq lists its product as uncharacterized. The record is from RefSeq and is a predicted model, not a curated record. Gene Ontology annotation, molecular function: serine-type endopeptidase activity; protein binding. The coding region runs from base 823 to 3156 and encodes 777 amino acids. Gene Ontology annotation, cellular component: membrane. The transcript has 8 exons. Gene Ontology annotation, biological process: proteolysis. NCBI's taxonomy places the organism in Eukaryota, Metazoa, Echinodermata, Echinoidea, Camarodonta, Strongylocentrotidae.